Molecule: messenger RNA, 1116 nt
Organism: Manis javanica (Malayan pangolin)
Lineage: Eukaryota; Metazoa; Chordata; Mammalia; Pholidota; Manidae
Gene: GCNA
Product: germ cell nuclear acidic peptidase
Cellular component (GO): nucleus
Source: RefSeq, a predicted model, not a curated record
AUGAAUGAGAUUGUGGAAGUGCUAUCUGACACUAACGAGGAGCUGCCCGCCCAGGAGUUCCCCAUAAUUGUUGACAGCUAUGAUGAUGAUGACAGCAAUGGUUUUGUGAGGCCUGUGAUCAGAACAGAAGAUUUGACUGGUCAGGUCCAAAUUUCCUAAGAUGAAACAGAGGUGGAUGAGGCUGCUGCCUCUUAGCACAGUUCAUCUGAUGGUGGUGAGCAGGAUCUUGGUGAAAAUUUUGGCCAACCAGAAAACGAUCCUGAGGCCAACCCAGAUGUUUUGGAUAAAAAGUUGCCAACUGAUGCCAAGCCUGCACCUGCAGAGGACCAACCAAGGAAGAGGAAAUACAAAACCAAGAGUAUAACUGUGACAACUGGUAGGAGAGUACAAAAAGAGCAUGCACCCUCAGAGAAGCGUGCUGCAGCAAAAUUGGAAAAAUGCAAGCCUGGGGUUGUUAUGUGCAAAAUACCUGGGUGUUUCUUGCAUGGCCUUGAAAAGUCAAAAUGGUAUUCUGGAAGGAAUUACAAGCAAAAUAAGGAUUAACUGGAUGAGAGAAUCUACACCCUGCUUAACAACUCUGUCUUUGAUAACAAGCUGCCAGAGAAAAUAGAUAUUGUCUGGAAUAAUAAAAUGCUGAGAACAGCUGGCUUAUGUACCACCUGCAAUAAUUGGUACACGAAGGGGCAUUAUGCUAAGGUUCAGAUUGCACUGAAAGUCUGCGACUCUGCAGACUGACUCUGGGAUACUUUGAUCCAUGAAAUAUGCCAUGUGGCCGCCUGGCUGCUUGAUGGUGACUAUGAUUCUCAUGGUGACACAUGGAAGUAUCAUGCCAGAAAAUCUAAUAUGCACUGAAAAUCUAAUAUGGUGUACCCAGAGCUGGCCAGGAUCACCCAUUGCCAUAGCUACAAGAUUAACUACAAGAUUCAGUAUGAAUGUACUCAGUGCCAAAGCAGGGUUGGCCGCUUCACUAAGUUGUUGGACACCAACGGCUUUAUCUGUGCCAAAUGCAAGGCCACUCUGGUUCUGUUGCCAUCAUAUCAUAAAGAUGGAACCCUCAUUGUGCCCCAUGUGAGGCCAUUUGCUAUGUAUGUGAAGGAGAAUUACAGAUUGAUUUAG